This is a messenger RNA of Amoebophrya sp. A25, 1074 nucleotides long. The record is from the annotation of a GenBank genome assembly. Lineage: Eukaryota; Dinophyceae; Syndiniales; Amoebophryaceae.
AUGCAGUUCCAACUAGAUCUGAAAGUGCUCGUGUGGGAGUCUGAGGUGAUUGCAGCAUGGCGGAAAUACAAGGCGCAACUCACGGAGGAAGAAAUCGCCGAAAACCGCAGGAGCGAUGAAGUUCAUAACAUGGUGAAGAAGAAUAGUAGUUUCAUCUUCAACGACUUCAUGUCGCGUCAUGGGCGCAGCCUUCCUAACGAUAAAAGUGGCAAAGCGCCAAAAUUAUCAACACUAGAAGAGGCAGAAGAAAUAGCAGAAGAGCUAAAACAACAACUCGAGCUGUAUGAUGAAGAAGAUGAAGAUCAAAAAAAUACGAAGUACGCAGAGGAGCACUACGGCGUCAACAGUGAUGACCGUGUUCGUCAAAAUAUAGAUCGACACGAUGAUGCGGACCUGAUAACUGCUCCGUUACGCCAUGGCACAGAGAAGCAUCACCGCGCGAUCAACAAGAACAAGCACGACACUCGAGUGUACAACUAUUGCGUUUCUCAUGGUUGGAAUCCUAAGAAAGGGCCUGCUCCACAACAUCUCGUAGAGGAGGCGAACGACCACUUUCAUGUCAUUGCUAGUGAUUAUACGUCUUCCAGCGAGCACGGUUGGGAUUCCAACGAGGACAACAUCUAUCUUGGAGAAGAUUCCUCAUCUUCCGAUGAAAUUGGCGAUGACGUUGCUGGUGAUGAUGAUGAUGUUGAUGAUGCUACUAGUGACGACGAUGAUGAUGGCGCAUACGAUGCUCGUGCAAUAGUGGGCGCUUUUCGUGGUCGUUAUGGCACUUUUGGCGAAGAGUCUGGACUACUAUCUAGUAACCAUCACUGUGCGGGUGUCGCGGCAAGUUCUUCUAGCUCAUCCGGUUCUUCUUCGUCUUCUUCUGCGAAUAUUUUUAGGAAAGGAACAAAGAGUACAUCAGCAACUUCAAAGGAGACUACAAGAAGUUCUCCACUUGUUUCCUCCUCAAGCAAAAGCUCUUGUUCUUCAAGCUCGUCGCAUGCCAUGAAUUUGGCAAGUAGGACCACCGGUUAUCAUGGUAAUCAACAUGACGGAACGGCAGUCGCCAAGCGUACUUCGAAGCGAUGA